Molecule: messenger RNA, 4325 nt
Organism: Penaeus vannamei (Pacific white shrimp)
Lineage: Eukaryota; Metazoa; Arthropoda; Malacostraca; Decapoda; Penaeidae
Gene: Pi3K92E
Product: phosphatidylinositol 3-kinase 92E
Biological process (GO): phosphatidylinositol-mediated signaling; cell migration; phosphatidylinositol-3-phosphate biosynthetic process
Cellular component (GO): phosphatidylinositol 3-kinase complex; plasma membrane; cytoplasm
Molecular function (GO): 1-phosphatidylinositol-4-phosphate 3-kinase activity; 1-phosphatidylinositol-3-kinase activity
Source: RefSeq, a predicted model, not a curated record
AUACUGUGUGUUUGGAGUAAUGUGCCGGAAUACAGGAUACAUAAAGCUUGAAUUCUGUUGCUUAAAAUAAGAUCUCUUGAAUUAUGUGCUGUCAGAUCACUUUUUGCAGAAUCUGCUGAUAGCAUCAAGAAUGCAAUGAGGAAAGGGAUAUGAAAAAGUGUCAACUGUGUAUUGAUGAAAGUGCAAAUAAGGAGCUUAUUAUUUGCAUGAUGUGAUAGUUUGUGAUGAAAAAAGAGCUUUCACAAAACAGUUGUGAUGUAGACUGUCAAGCGACCUGCAAAUAGUGCAACAUGUAGUUCCGUAAAGUAAAAAACAAAACAAAAAAUCAAAAGAAAACGUCGCAUUGUUGGCAAGGACUUGUGACGAAGGUAUAUGAUCCUUAAUUCUGUGCUGUGUAGUUGUGCGCAAAGAUGAGGAAGACGAGUUUCCACGAGAGUAGCUAUAGGGCGGAAUACUGGGAAAAGCCCACUCGACGCCACACUGUGAGCGUUCCCACCAUCACAAGUGGAGGCACCAGGGAAAUGCCGACCGUUCCGAUGGGGAAGCCCCGACCCCUCCCAUACUCCUCCCAGCUCAUGCAGGGCCUGGGGAUGGAGCUGGGAGGGUUGAGGGGACCCCACAGCACCCCAUCAACAGUACAAGUGGACUUCCUGAUGCCCAACAGCAUUAUAAUCCAGCACCAUGUCAGCACAAGCGCCACUCUUGCUGAGAUUAAGGAGGAACUGUGGGAACGUGCCAGUGAGUAUCCUCUGUUUGGGACACUGCAUGAGCUCUCAGCUUACCACUUCGCUUGUGUCAGUCAGAGAUCGGAGACCCUCGAGCUCAUGGAUGAGACCAAGUGUCUGCAGGAAAUCAAUCCUUUUCUCUGUGUGCUAAAGGUGGUGGAGCGGAAGGGCAAUGAAACUGAGAAGUUACUUAACCUGCAGAUUGGUCAGCUGAUUGGCAAAGAACUUCAGAAGUUUGAUGCCCUCAAGAAUCCAGAAGUUAAUGAAUUUAGAUGGAAGAUGAAGGCCGUUUGUGAUGAGGUUGUGGCAUCGAGAAAUAAACUCACAUGGACUGAACAAGUACAAUACCAAUAUCCAGCUCGAAUUGCAGCAAAUGAACAGUUGCCGAACUACAUCUUGGACAGGCUGCAAGAUGGACAACUUUUGCUGUCUGUACAGUUUGAUACGGCAAUGCAGGUGCAGUCUACCUUCACUUUCCGGGUCAGACCGGAUAUGAAGACAGUCGAUUUCCUUGACAUGGCACUUGCAAAGCUCUCAAUAACAUUUGUGAUAGAAGAAGCUGCAGAAAACUAUGUCCUAAAGACACCUGGAAAGGAAGAGUACCUGAUAGCCGACGUGCAUUUGUCGCAGUAUAUGUAUAUCCGUGAACACGUGUGCCAAGACCAGUUUUCGCCAAUUCCCCUAGUCAUUGUUCAUCGAGGAACGAUUCAGGUCGACAUUGAUAACAUCUGUGAAAGGAUUGCCGAUGGAGUGAAGCACAUGAGGAACUCCUUCUCUGGCAUGACACUCAGCAAGAAGAAGAAUGUCACCUUCAUUUCGUCUUGGUCCAUUACGGAUCGUUUCAGCUUCCAGAUUGGGACAAUCACCAAACUGAAUCUGGAUUCAGAUGACCAGAAGGAGGUGGUAGUAGAAGCUGGCUUGUACCACGGCAGUAAUGCCUUGUGCGAGACCCAGACUACGCAGGAGGUUAGUGUGCGGGAUGGAGAAGCUGUGAUAGAGGAGACGCUUAGCUUUGGCAUUGCUGUCUGCAACAUUCCCCGAAGCACUCGUCUCUGCUUGGCCAUUUAUGAAGUAACCCGUAGUGCCAAAGCCACAAAAGCAAGAUCGUCUAUCGGCACAAGGCCGGAGUUGUACAAGAAUCCCCUUGCAUGGGUCAACACAGCAGUAUACGACUACCGCAACCAGCUGAAAGGAGGAUCAAUGUCGCUUUAUGCAUGGAAGAUCUAUGAGGAUCAGUCAGGAGAUGUGGGCAUGCCGAACCCUCUAGGCACCCUGGUCAGCAACCCAGACCAUGACCAGGCUGUCACGCUGACCGUGUCUUUCACAAAAUACCACCCUACAUCAGCCAUCAUCUUUCCCUCGAGAGACAAGAUCAUAUCUGCGGCUAAGGAGAAUCCAUCCACAGAUGAGAUGGUUCCAACUGUAAGCAAAAUGGAAGAAGUUCGUCAGAUAGCAGAAAGAGAUCCAUUAACAGAGCUUCACGAACAAGAGCGUAAAUUGAUCUGGUCACUGAGGAAUACCUGUCGACAAAAGAUCCCACACCUUUUGCCCAAACUCCUGCAGUGCGUUGAAUGGGAUAACAAAGCAGAGGUGGCAGAGAUGAUAGCGCUAUUGGAAGAGUGGCCCAAGCUGUCACCGGACCGUGCAUUGGAGCUGCUAGAUUAUGCCUACCCAGAACCUGCUGUUCGAAGUUAUGCCAUAGAGUGCCUAGCACCUAUUAGUGACGAUGACCUGCUUCUCUACCUGCUGCAGUUAGUUCAAGCUUUGAAGCAUGAAAAUUACCUGUACUGUCAUCUAGUUGAGUUCCUCCUUAACAGAGCCCUCAGGAAUAUGCGGAUCGGUCAUUUCUUCUUUUGGCAUCUGCGGUCAGAGAUGCACGUUCCCUCUGUAUCAAUUCGCUUUGGUCUGAUACUGGAAGCAUACUGCAGAGGAUCUGUGGAACAUAUGAAAAUCUUACUCAGACAGUUAGAUGCACUAAAUAAGUUUAAAGAGGUUAGAGUAGUUGUCAACGAAAACCGUUCAGUAAGAGACCGUGCAGAGAGGAUGAUGAAGGAAUACAUGAACCAACCCCAUACCCGCUCUGCCCUGUCGCACUUCCUCAACCCCAUAGAUCCCAUGUACAGAAUCAGUAACAUCAACUCUGACGAAUGCAAGUUCAAGGACAGCAAGAUGGCCCCUCUCUGGCUGGUCUUUGAGAAUGGGGACUCGCAUGGCAAGAAGAUCUACCUCCUGUACAAGUAUGGAGAUGACCUUCGGCAGGAUAUGUUGACUCUGCAGAUGAUCAAGAUUAUGGACAAGCUCUGGAAGGAUCAUGGGCUUGAUCUCAGAAUGAAUCCAUACAGCUGUAUGUCUACAGAUAAUCGGGAGGGUAUUAUUCAAGUGGUGCUGAAUGCAGAGACAAUUGCUAAUAUACAGAGGAAAAAGGGUGUUUUCUCUGCCACCUGUGCAUUCAGGAAAGGGUCUUUGUUGGCUUGGCUGAAGGAUCACAACACUACAGAAGCUAUGCUGAACAAGGCCAUUCAGGAGUUCACCCUUUCGUGUGCUGGAUACUGUGUGGCCACAUACGUUCUAGGUGUGGCUGACCGUCAUUCAGACAACAUCAUGAUCAUGAAGAAUGGACAGCUAUUCCACAUUGACUUUGGUCACAUUCUUGGCCACUUCAAGGAAAAGUUUGGUAUCAAGAGAGAGAGGCAACCAUUUGUCCUGACUCAUGACUUCAUCCAUGUGAUCACCAAGGGCAGGACACGUUCGGAGGAAUUCAUUCAGUUUAAGUCGUACUGUGAGCAGGCCUUCCUAAUUCUGCGACGAUAUGGAUCCUUCAUCAUUUCUCUGUUCGCCAUGAUGAUCUCAACUGGCCUGCCUGAGCUACAGAGUGAGAAAGACCUGGAUUACUUGAAGGAAACUCUUAAACUGGACCUAACAGAAACUGAUGCCUUGGAGCACUUCAGAUCCAAGUUUGACGAGGCUUUGUCAAAUUCAUGGAAGACCUCUGUCAACUGGGCCAUCCACUCCAUGGCCAAGAAUAACCGUUGAGACAGGCCUCCCAUUAGGCCCUUCCUAUGUGAAACUGUUAGAGUUGACAGGAGUAAAGCUCUGAGAAGGCAAGGUACACAUGGCUCGUAAAGCAAGAGAUGUGUGUGUGUGUUUGUGUAUGUAUGUAUGUAUGUGUGUUAAAAUGUUUAUACACAUGAUACACUCAUACUACCAACAGUUUUCACAGUACUUAAGAAGCAAAAGGAUUUUUUGGAGCCAAUUUGAUUAGUUGUAGGCAGGACUGGAAUACAUGUUGAGUUGGUGGAUAAUCAUAUUCUUCAGGUGAUUUUACUUUUAAAAAGUUCCUAUGUUGUAAGUUCAGCUUGCUGUUACUCUCUGGUGUAGUAUAGUGGUGUACCAGUGUACCUUAUAAGAAAACAGAGCUCUAUAUCAGACUGCACAACCUUACAGAUGACCGGUGAUACCAGCCUGGUGUUUCUAUCAAUCCUGUGACUAAAUGCAUGCUAGGGAAUCAUAUUGUAUAUAGAAGUUUUGUUAUGUUCUGUGCAUGAAAUGCAUAUUACAUUAAACUCAUGGUUUCCAUUACUUACCUGAUAUUGGAAGGGG